AUGCUCUGUCUCUAUAUGUUUCGACAUCACUAUCGCAAACAUCCCGGUCUAUCCGUUCCCCUCCACACACAUACACAACAUCCCAAACCAAACGCUCGUUCACUACUCCAUACACUUAAUCCUUUAGGAGCUAAAGCCCGGGUUAGGAUUAUCGCAGAAUAUAAAGAAUUUGUUGUCUUCUUAUUGGGUGUCUUCGUGUGUGUAUUGUUUGUGUGGAAAGUGUUCGGCGUUUUCAUCGAUACUAACGGCGAGACUUCCGGGGCUGAGGCUAUGGCGAGCGGACAGCAAACCACCAUUAAGUUGAUGAGAGGCGACUCCGGGUCCUCCUGGGGUUUCCGACUACAGGGCGGCAAAGAUUUCGCUAUUCCUCUAUCAGUGGUUAAGGUGAAUGGGAACAGUUUGGCUGCUCAGGGAGGUCUUCAGAUCGGAGAUAUAAUUGUCAAAAUCAGUGGCAAUAGUGUGGAUGAUAUGCGACACAAAGAGGCUCAGGAAGCCAUCUAUAGGGCCGGUAAUUAUCUGGAGAUCACUAUACAAAGAGGUGAUAUCAAUACGUGGAGACCUACUGUAACACCAGUCGGUAACACUAGACCCGGUCAACAGACUUACACGAAGACAUCAUUGGAAAAGCCACAACAGAAUUCAACGCCAAUCGGAAGUGGAUAUAAUGCAAACGCUAAGCCAUUCACCGGCAGUCCAAACAUACCAUCACUGGUUCACAAGCAAUACAAUUCACCCGUCAAUCUAUACUCCGAGAAAAAUAUCGCCCAAACACUGGAAGCGCACACAGAAGUGCUCACAUCGGGUGCCCUGGGCAUAAACUUCAUGAGACCGGACGCUCCCAUCAAUAAGGAGUCUGCAGUCUAUCAGAUGGUUCACGACGAAGAGGUUAGGAAAGCAAAGGGAGAAUCGGGGGCCGCCUCGAAGUCAGUCUCGCCAGAUGUCCAUCACUUAAGAAAUACAGAGACAACGAGCACUACGACGACCACCACAUACGGCACCCGACACGUGGAGGCGCCCAUCGAUAGGCCGGCGUCCGAACGACAGGACAGAAUCAACCAAAACAUAUGCUCGGAGUGCGAGAGAUUGAUUGUGGGUGUAUUCGUUCGCGUGAAAGACAAGUCACUUCACGCCGAGUGUUUCCGUUGCGCCACUUGUGGCACAUCACUGAAAAAUGUGGGCUAUUUUACCAUCAAUGAAAAACUCUAUUGCGAUAUACACGCCAAACAAAUGGCCAGUCUUAUCACACCGACCGGCAGUAUUUUACCGGUUUCGCCCCAAAAUCAAAUGAACAACAAUAUCGGCCCAAAUGUGUCAACCAAUUCAUUAGGCGUUCCGGCGCUGAAUCGUGUCGUGCCUCAGAGCGCGCCGCCGAGCGCUGGUCCCGUCCCAUACCAUUCACUUCACGCCGAGUGUUUCCGUUGCGCCACUUGUGGCACAUCACUGAAAAAUGUGGGCUAUUUUACCAUCAAUGAAAAACUCUAUUGCGAUAUACACGCCAAACAAAUGGCCAGCCUUAUCACACCGACCGGCAGUAUUUUACCGGUUUCGCCCCAAAAUCAAAUGAACAACAAUAUCGGCCCAAAUGUGUCAACCAAUUCAUUAGGCGUUCCGGCGCUGAAUCGUGUCGUGCCUCAGAGCGCGCCGUCGAGCGCUGGUCCCGUCCCAUACCAUUUUAAAAGUAAUUCAAACCCGAGCGCCGGUUCGGCGCCCUAUUAUGGCAACUCAUACGGCGCCGGCCAUCCGGCCGAUGGCGGACAGCCCGAUGGCUACCGACCCUUUCACGGUCGUCCCAAAUUCCAUUGGCCUCCCAGUGACUACCCGUCCAACACCGCUGUCGGCGCCAAUGAUAGUAGAACUACCGUACACUUCAACUCUAGUACCACUGAUAAUAUAGUCGGCCCUCACAUCCGAAACAAUACCGGAGCUAAUCGUAGAGAAAGACCGAAAUCGUUUGGAGAAUAUUCCUCUCUAUACGCCUCGACCGCCCACUCCUCUGCCCCCCACUCGGCCUCCACUCCCCCACAGACCUACUCUUACUCUUACACUUGCAAUACUUCAUCGCACGUACCGUACAGUCCCUACCGAUCGCCGGCCACCGUAGACGACGACCGUAACAGAGCCUCACAUUUAUCGUCUUUUCCCCCAAACGGCACCCCCUCUAUAGCCACUUACGCCACUAGCUUUGCACAGCACUCGUCACAACAACAACAGUCCCAAACCAAAGUCCCGCCACAACCGCCGGUCACAGCACCUAAACCGCAGAUUAAUAGUAGUAAUUGGACACCAGGUUCUUCGCCGUACGCCCUGUCGGCCACGAUUCCCGGUCCCGGACAGUCGUCCAUCGCUCCGGGCUCGCGAUCCGCGCCCCGUCGUGGUAGAGGUCUCUUGAAGGCACCCAUCACUGGCUCGAGUAUUCCCAUAUGCGGAUCAUGUGGGACACCCGUUCGUGGCCCAUUCAUAGUGGCGCUCAACAAGACAUGGUGUCCGCAUCACUUCACGUGCGCUAACAGUCAAUGCAAUCGCGCACUCGAAGAGAUCGGUUUCGUCGAAGAACAGGGAAAACUCUACUGCGAGACCUGCUAUGAGGCAUAUCUGGCGCCCAUCUGUUCAAAAUGUCGCCAACGGAUCAAAGGGGUCGAGAUCGGUUUCGUCGAAGAACAGGGAAAACUCUACUGCGAGACCUGCUAUGAGGCAUAUCUGGCGCCCAUCUGUUCAAAAUGUCGCCAACGGAUCAAAGGGGACUGUCUGACGGCGCUCGAGAAGCAGUGGCAUCCGGAGUGUUUCAGCUGCGGCUACUGUAAGCAGCCGUUCGGCAACAGUAGCUUCUAUUUGGAGGACAGCGUUCCCUACUGUGAGAAAGACUGGAACGAACUCUUCACCACGAAGUGUGUCGGCUGUGGUCUGGCCAUAGAGGCCGGCGACCGUUGGGUCGAGGCUCUCAACCAGAACUAUCACUCCAACUGUUUCAUGUGCACCGUUUGUCGCGCCAAUCUCGAGGGCCAGAGCUUCUACGCCAAAGGGGGCCGACCUUUCUGUAAAGCACACGCCCGAUAGACAGCCCACACACCCCACGCCUGGUAUGGCCUGCGAUGGUCUGAUGAGUCAUACAUAUCCGGUGGGCUA
Medioppia subpectinata is the source of this 3123-nucleotide messenger RNA. The record is from the annotation of a GenBank genome assembly. Lineage: Eukaryota; Metazoa; Arthropoda; Arachnida; Sarcoptiformes; Oppiidae.